GUCCUGUGGUUGGACAGAUCGGUGUCCGUCCUAUGAUUGGACAGAUCGGUGUCCAUCCUGUGAUUGGACAGAUCGGUGUACGUCCUGUGAUUGGUGGCUUCCUGUCCAGCAGGAAGUUGUGAACAGAGUUUAAAAGCUGCUGCAGGACUGCAGACAUUCACAGGAAUCUGGACCAGCAAUGGCUCUGCUGAAGGUUCUGCUGCUGCUGGGGCUGGGUGUUUCAGUGAACUCAGAUGUUUCUCUGCAGAAGAGAAUCAUUGGAGGUCAUGACUGUAACAACAACGAGCGUCUUUAUCAUGUAAGAAUCACUGCUAAUGGUCAUUUUGUGUGUGGAGGAUCUCUGAUCCACCCUGAGUGGAUCCUGACUGCAGCUCACUGCUGGCUGCAAGGACGGACUAUGGCAGCAAUGCUCAGAGUUCAUCCACGGGGUCAAAGGAAUCCUCAGCAGGACGAUCAGAUAAUCCAACCCAACCAAAACUACCGGGUGGUUUAUACUGACAACGGCCAGCAGCAUGACAUCAUGCUGAUGAGGCUUCAGAGACCAGUAACAAAUGUCAAUCCUGUCCCGCUGCCAGACUGCAGAAAUCGUCCUCAAAAAGGUGAUUCUGUUGAGCUGGCAGGAGAGGGAGCAAUGACAACCGGCUCAUUUUAUGGAACAUUGAAAACCUUCAUUUCUGGAAAAAUGAAAUCCUCCCCCAUGUAUGAGAGAGUGACCAAUGCUCCUAUUCCACCACAUCUUCAGUGUGUCGACAUGACAGUUGAUGACUGUUCAUCUUGUCUCCAGAAUUAUGAAGGGCACAAUCGUAGAUUCUGUGUUCAAGAGGCGGGCAAGGAUUCUUCUCCUGGCGACUCUGGUGGAGGAGUGACCUUCAAAGGGAAGAUUUAUGGUGUGAUUGCUGGAAGUAACAACCAUUAUGCAUGUGCCAUAUCAGCUUUCAUUAUGGAUGUGUGUGAAUACAUAGAUUGGAUACGUCAAACAACUGGGCUUGUUAAAACAUAAACUAUCAUGAAAUAAAAUUCUCAUCAAAUUUCCUCUGAUAUAAUUUUAUAUUUGUAUCUUCAUCCGUUUGUUCCAGGUUUGUAGAAUUAGGAUGGAUUAGUAGUUUUGUUUUUUCUCACCUGACCUUGACCUCCCUGUGAGAACCAAUAAUGGAGCUUUUCUUUGUCUCAGAAAUGGAAAAUAAAUCAAUAAAUGCAUGAAAAAGAAA
Messenger RNA from Poecilia latipinna (sailfin molly), 1208 nucleotides. RefSeq names its product cationic trypsin-3-like. NCBI's taxonomy places the organism in Eukaryota, Metazoa, Chordata, Actinopteri, Cyprinodontiformes, Poeciliidae. Bases 179 to 1000 code for a protein of 273 amino acids. Gene Ontology annotation, molecular function: serine-type endopeptidase activity. The transcript has 6 exons. Gene Ontology annotation, biological process: proteolysis. The record is from RefSeq and is a predicted model, not a curated record.